AUGGAUGAUACUCAUGAAGAAGAAAAUAAUAAUGCUUACUUGUACAUUGGGUUAUGGCAAAAGAUCACAGUUACUAUAAGGAUCGUUGUAGAAUAUAUUUACUCGGAUAUUAAAAAGAGACCACGAUCAUUCAAGAUUGGGUUAUUUACAAUCUACUUAGUAGUUAUGUUUUUAGCAUUGAUACAGAGUGCCUUCUCACUCAGUCCUCUUAUUUUCAUUCAAUUAGCUGAAACUACGGCUGGUGAUACUGAUUUAGUGUUCACCCCAGUACCUACGGAGAAUAAGACAAGAUCGAAUACUGACAUUGGACCAUAGAAUUCAAACUUCUAAGCAUCCUAGAACUUGGUAAACGGAUUCAGUUUAGUGAAUCAGACUGAAAUAGUUAAAAUCACGAAGGAAAUUGGUGAAAUAUUUGAUUCAACUCCAAGAUGGUUAAUGAUUGGAAAUUUGCAAAACCCAAAAGAAAAUAUAACUAAAAUAAGUGAUUAAAUUCGAUCAUUCUUUUUAUUAAUUGAUAGUGAGAAGGAAAUCAGCAUAGGAUUGGGAAGGAGAUUGGACACCAACAUAAUCAAUAAUAAUGAAGUGCUUGUUACAUCGAGUGGAUUAAGAGGUUUGAAUGCCACUAUUGGAGACAUUUUAAAUAUGAAUAUUGAUGUCAUUCAAUUUCUAUCAACUUACGUUAUUACUGAGAACAAUAACAAUGACCCAACUACUUUCAUAAUGGCUGCUUUUGACACCUACUUGAAUCGUCCUUUGGAGUUGAUCUACGGAGAAAAUUUCACAAGGCAAGAAUACACUGGGUAUUAAUUAAAGGAGUUGUCUUCGGAAUUCAUGAUUUUCACAGAUAUUUUAGAUAGCAAUCCAGAUUAGAAGUAGUCAUUAAAGGAAAGCUUUCAGAAUUAAAUUAACUAAUCUGGUAUUUCGGGUGAUUAAAAGGAUAUUGCAAAUACAGCCUUCGAUGUCUUAUUUAACCAAGAAUUAGGAUAUUUUUCAAGACUUUUAGCCACCUUUAUUCAAUCAUUAGGUGACAAUGAUGUUGUUUCUAUUUAUAUGGUUGAGGAGGUAGUGGCUGAUAUAAUUGCAGAUUCAUUAGACUUUGACAUUUAACUGAGGGUUAAGGAGAGUAUCAAAUCACCUAAAGGGAAGUGGGCAGAUGGUUUGGGUAACAUCGUAGUGAUGGACUUUAGAAAUGCAACUAUCAUUUUAAGGGAAGCAUUCAUAAUCACAUUGAAUAAUACAAUUGAAGAUUAUAAAUAAAACAGUCCAACCAAUAGCAUAGAAGAAAUUGUAGCUUAUAAUAUUCCUGCUGAAGAUCUUUUUGGCUACAUCAGAAAUUUUACUGAUGCAAUUAAAUUGGAAGAGUUUUCAUUAACUAGUAAUUUGGUAGUCAGAGACAGAGUUUCCAAAUACACUAAUUAAGAUAACAUCGAUAAUUUUGUUUUGGAUGUCUCAAACUCCUUUUUUGAUAAAGUUGGGUAUGAUUAUCCUGUUAAGAUCUCUGUUCCAUUGGCAACUGCAAUUAAAUAAUACUUGCUUUUGGGAAAUUUUGUAGACAAUUUAGUAGUUUCAGCAACAUUUCUGUUAUUGAUGUUAUCAAUUCUAUUGAUUUAUUCAUUGAUGAUUGGAGAUGUUGAAGAGAAGACUUAUGAGUUUGGAAUGUUAAGAGCAUUGGGAUUCUAGAAAUGGUGGCUCAUAAUUCUACUAUUAUUGUAAGCAUUCACCUUUGCCAUACCAGGCUUAGCUUUGGGAUUGAUCACAUGUUAUAUUCUGAAUUCCUUGAUUUCCAUGUUCAUAUUUGAUUCAGCCGUGUUGAUGUCCUCAUAUGAUAUUGCAACAUCAGCUAUAGGUCUAUCAUUUGGUUUAGGCCUGUUCAUUCCAUUAGCAAGUAACAUCCUGCCUAUUUUAAGAGCUCUGUCAAAAUCACUGCGAGACUCUUUAGAUUUAUAUCAUAGAGCAAUAAACGAUAUCUUAGUCAAUGUGAUUAAAUUGGAGAAAAUGGGAAUAUCAAUUGAUUAAUUUUUUUCAGCUGCUCUCCUAGUUAUUAUGGGAUUUGUAAGCUAUUAUUUAAUUCCGAUGGCAUUCAUAUUCAGUAAUAUUUAAUUAGCACUUGCAGUAAUAAAUAUCAUUUUAAUUGUAAUGAUAAUUGGAUUUACAUUAUUAGCUAAUUUAUUGGAAGAACCACUUGAGAAAGGUAUUUUGAAAUUGAUAUUAUGCAUUUUCAAGAAGGACAAAAAUCUAGAGAAAAUAAUCUUCAAGAAUUUGGAAGCUCAUUAUAGUAGAAAUUGGAAAACCACAUUGAUGUACACAAUAGCAUUGGCAUUCUUAAUAUUUGCAGGUGCAGGAUUUGCAUUGCAAACGAGUGUUAUCACAGAUGUAUUGUAAUCGUUUUUAGGGGCUGACAUAAGUGUGUAGGCUCUGCAAUCAGAUAAAAGAGGAUUGGAUGAAUAUAAUAUAAGAGUGUUUUUAAAUAAGACAAUCACAGAAGACCCGUCUCUUAUUUAAGAUUACUCGUUUACUUCUUUAAUGUUAUCUCAAAUACCUGAAAUGCCAUAGAGUCACUUUAUUUCCACUUUGGCAAAGUUCCCAUUCAAGAAGGUCUUCUUGGGAGCAGUAGAACAAAAUUAUUUAAGUGCUUGUUUAGAUGCCUUUUAUAUUCCAAAUGAUUACGAUGCAAAAGUAAAGUAUGCAACAUUGACAGAUGGAGUGAAGGAUGGUGUCUCUGGUAUAUAUGAUAGAUCAGAUGUUCAAGAUAGAGAUGCCUUUUAUGAUCCAUUCACUCUGGUAGGAUCAUAGUAGAUCAGAUAACAAUGGUACAAAGAUUUGAGUUACGAAAAACCCAACUUAUAUACGACAAUAGAUAGGGAAAUCAACAUUGUGGUUCCUUAAGGUUACAUCUAUGAAGCGGGUAUAAAUGUUGACACUCCAUCAAUCUUAUAUGUAGACAGAAGACUGUACAGAACUAAUGUUAGACACAUGGCUACCAAGGUUCCAGGGUAUUUGUUUUCUAGUUAUCGAUCAAUGGUUGGAAAUGGAUUGAUUAGUAUGGAGGAUGCUUUAUACAUUAUUAACGAUUAUUUCCAAGGUGAUAUUCGAGAAGGCAAUCUAGAGAAUGAAAGAGCCAAUUUGUAUUUUUAGUCUCUUCCAAAAAAUUUAUCUUAUGGAUUACCUAAGGAUAAUUUACAAAUUAAAUUUGGGAGAUCAACUACUGAAUAAGAGAGGGUAGAUUUUUCAAAUGCACUCAGAAACUACUUCUUGAACGAACAGACUCUUCUGUUUGAUGUCAUUACACUAAAGAAAGAGGCUGAAGAUACCUUCUAUUUCAUUACCAUCUUUUAUGUGUUGGUUGCCAUCGUAGCCAUGACUCUGUCGUUCUUCCUCAUCUUGGUUUCCUUUGUCAGCAAUGUUAAGGAUAACUCUUGGGAGUUUGGCGUGUUAAGAGCUGUGGGCUUAAAUAAGGCUUAAAUCACAAGGGUGUACAUAUAUGAAGCAGUGUCCUUGAUUACAGCAUCAGGACUGAUUGGAACAAUUGUUGGUUUGGUUGUUGCAAUCACAUUAACUUUGUAAAUUCUCAUGUUCACUGAAUUUUCCUUCAAAUUCAUAUUCCCAACAGAGAUAUUUUUGAUAACAUUCUUAGGAGGGUUCAUCACAGCUACAGGGGCUAGUUAUUUGGCAGUUUUAGAAAUCAGAGACAAGAGCAUAUCAACAAUACUUAAAGGGUUGUAUUGA
Messenger RNA from Paramecium tetraurelia, 3726 nucleotides. RefSeq lists its product as uncharacterized. Lineage: Eukaryota; Ciliophora; Oligohymenophorea; Peniculida; Parameciidae. Gene Ontology annotation, cellular component: membrane. The transcript has 4 exons. The record is from RefSeq and is a predicted model, not a curated record.